CUUAAGUUGACAGUAUGAUUCGAUAGUGGGUUCUGUUGACCUGUUUACUGGAGCCUCAUGGCCUUUGCUGAUUGCGCGUGCCCUGGGUGUCUGAUACGUACAUAAUGGUAGGUGUCGCUGGAUCGUGUUGUGUCUUCGACUUUUUGUUCUCUUCACACAACUCCGAACAUUCUUACCUUACCCAUCUUUCCCUCUAGCAAUCUCUAGUCGUCACCCAAAUAUGGCACCAGGCAUUGUCUCCGACAUUGAACUUCCUAGGGACAUCCCUGAGUCCCAGCUAUCAGCUGCCAAUGUGCCCAUUGAAAAGGCAUUUGGCUUGAAGAACAGGACUAUCAUCAUUACUGGAGCUGGACGCGGGCUCGGCAUAACACUUGCUGUCGCAGUCCUCGAGUCUGGCGCCGAUGCUAUCUGUCUCGAUAUUCUUCCCGAGCCCAGUGCCGAGGAGUGGGAUGUGAUCACGAGAUUGCAAAAGAGCACCGGUGUUCGUGCCACCUAUCACCGCUGCGACAUCACCAACGAAGAGGCAGUCGAGAAGGUCGUUGCUGAAUGUGGAGAGGAGGCACGCCAGCGCGGAAAGCCAGUCAAAGGCAUGAUUUCGUGUGCCGGCAUUCAGCAAAUGGUCGACGCGAUUGACUACCCGAUGGACGGAUUCAGGAGGAUCAUGGAGGUGAAUGUCGCAGGCAGCUUCCUCAUCUCAAAACACACAGCACGCCUGCUUCGCGAUCAGAAGCUUGGUGGCAGUAUUGUGAUGAUCGCAUCCAUGUCAGGCCAGAUCGCCAACCGUGGUCUCCACUGCUCAGCAUACAACACCAGCAAAGCCGCCGUACACCAAAUGUGCCGUUCUCUCGCAUACGAAUGGGGUCAGUGGGGUAUCAGAGUCAAUACACUCUCCCCUGGAUAUAUUCGUACGGCCAUGACUGAUGGUCUGCUGCAAGAGAAGCCCGAGGUUGAGGAGUCAUGGAUGAGAGGAGCUCUCCUAGGAAGACUGGGCGCACCCGAAGACUUCAAGGCUCCUUGCGUGUUCUUGCUAGCAGAUGGUAGCUCUUGGAUGACUGGAGCAGAUUUGAGGGUGGACGGCGGACACUGCGCAACUGCAUAAAUGCUUCGUGGACGAUGAUGGUAUAUAAAUCUCUCAAACUAGACUUUUCAGACCAAUUAUGUCAGUAGAUGAAGACCUUG
Messenger RNA from Aureobasidium pullulans EXF-150, 1179 nucleotides. RefSeq names its product short chain dehydrogenase. The transcript has 2 exons. The record is from RefSeq and is a predicted model, not a curated record. The coding region runs from base 221 to 1099 and encodes 292 amino acids. Gene Ontology annotation, cellular component: intracellular anatomical structure. Gene Ontology annotation, molecular function: oxidoreductase activity, acting on NAD(P)H, oxygen as acceptor. NCBI's taxonomy places the organism in Eukaryota, Fungi, Ascomycota, Dothideomycetes, Dothideales, Saccotheciaceae.